AUGGGUGAGAGAAGCUUAUUUUCAGUGCGGAAAUCUGGAAAAAAGAGCCAAAACAGAGAGAAAGACCGGUUGGUUGGGGGCACGGCCGGAGAUCAAUAAGCGCACGAAACGGAGAGACGCUGCGGCCGAAAAUCGAUUCUUGUUCUCUCGUCUCUCGCUCGGCCUCCUUCCGCUCGUUUCCCCGUGCAUUACUCAUUUGUUUUUUGAGUUGAAAAAUGAUAAAAACGACUGUCGUUCUUGAAAUUUCAGCAGUUUAGACCAAUUCUGCAAAAGAGUGAAAAGCUGAAAAGUGGUGCGUGUUGGUGCGUUUUGUGCGUCGAGACCAAAAACCGACAGACGCUCCUCUCCGCCGCUCGACUUUUCUUAUCUCGAAAAUCGAUUCGUUUGCGCUUGAAAUUGCCAUUGACGUGUGAAUUUAUCAAAAUAUGUGAAUUUUCAGGCAAAAUGGGCAAAAUCUGUCCGCUGAUGGGACCAAAAAUGUCGGCCUUCUGGUGAGUUUCCGCUUGAGAUUUCGUAAUACUCUGGUAAAAUUGAAAACUUUCCUCAGCCAUUUUCAAACUUUUCGAGGCGCCACUUUAGAAAUUCUAAGGAAAGUUUGAGAAAGGCUUGAAAAAGUUUAAGAAAGGCUUGAAAAAGAUUAAGAAAGGCUUGAAAAAGUUUAAGAAUUUCUUAGAAAAGUUUUGAGCGCUUACGAAAGUUUGAGAAAGGCUUGGAAAAGUUUAAGAAGUUCUUGAAAAGUUUGAGAAAUUCUUGGAAAAGUUUUGACCGCUUGAAAAAGUUUAAGAAUUUCUUAGAAAAGUUUUUUGUCUUGAGAAAGUUUAGAAAAGUUUGAAAAUGGCUGAGGAAAGUUUUCAAUUUUACCAGAGUAGUUCGAGCCCGUUUUCAGCAUGGUCAUGUCCGUCUGGGGCGUCAUUUUCCUCGGACUUCUCGGCGUUUUCUUCUACAUUCAGGCGGUCACCCUCUUCCCAGAUCUUCACUUUUCGGAAGAAGGAAAGGUUCCGACGAGGUUAGUGACGAACAGUGUUCACAACACGAGUUUGAAUCAAUUUACCUUUGAAAAAAUGGUUUCGAAUGAUGAUUUUUCUGAUGAGUUCAAGAGAAGUCCAUCAUAAGAUCAUUAAAAGACCGAUUAAAUAUCAGUAAGCAAAACCAAUUUUCCACUGAUCACCCUCGAAAUAAAAUGCAAAAUUUUGCAGUGUGAUCGACGCGAAGUACAACGAAAAGGCUACGCAGUGCUGGAUCGCAGCCGGUCUGUACGCAGUCACUCUGAUCGCCGUCUUCUGGCAGAACAAGUACAACACGACGCAGAUCUUCUGA
Molecule: messenger RNA, 1317 nt
Organism: Caenorhabditis sp. 36 PRJEB53466
Lineage: Eukaryota; Metazoa; Nematoda; Chromadorea; Rhabditida; Rhabditidae
Source: the annotation of a GenBank genome assembly